Molecule: messenger RNA, 297 nt
Organism: Staurois parvus
Lineage: Eukaryota; Metazoa; Chordata; Amphibia; Anura; Ranidae
Source: the annotation of a GenBank genome assembly
CAUUGUCACCUUUGUUCUCAUCCACUAGACUAGAGCAAGGGGUUUCCAAAUUACAGCCCAUAGGUCACAUUUAGCACACUUCAAAUUUUUAUCUGGCCCACAGCCAGGGGCGGACUGACAACUCAUAGGGGCCCCUCGGCAAUAGAGGAUCAUGGGGCCCCUGUGUCCUUGCCCACACUCAAAGCACACUCAAAAAAAGCCUAUAAAAGGUACAAGGGGCAUUUCAUGGGGCCCCACAACUGACCCAGGGCCCUCAGACAAUGCCGGGGCCCCAUGAGUUGUCAGUCCGCCCCUGGU